Fusarium subglutinans is the source of this 1290-nucleotide messenger RNA. RefSeq names its product amino acid transporter AAT family. NCBI's taxonomy places the organism in Eukaryota, Fungi, Ascomycota, Sordariomycetes, Hypocreales, Nectriaceae. Gene Ontology annotation, cellular component: membrane. Gene Ontology annotation, molecular function: amino acid transmembrane transporter activity. Gene Ontology annotation, biological process: amino acid transmembrane transport. The transcript has 3 exons. Bases 1 to 1290 code for a protein of 429 amino acids. The record is from RefSeq and is a predicted model, not a curated record.
AUGGGUUGGAAUUACUGCUUGCAAUGGUUGUUCAUUUUACCGUUGGAAAUAAUCGCUGGGGCGUUUACGAUAGGAUAUUGGAACCCGGAUCUCACAAAGUCAAUAUUCGUGGCUAUAUUUCUCUCCGCUAUUGUCAUAAUCAACCUUUUUGGCGUCAAGACGUAUGGCGAAGCUGAGUUUAUCUUUUCUCUCAUCAAGAUCACCGCAAUCGUUGGCUUCAUAUUACUCGCCAUCGUCAUAAAUGUCGGCGGGGAGCCCGAGAGCGGUUACAUCGGCGGCAUGUACUGGCGUAACCCAGGCCCCUUCAACAACGGCUUCAAGGGCUUUUGCAGUGUCCUCGUUACAUCUGCAUUCUCCUUCACGGGCACAGAGCUCAUCGGUCUCGCCGCCGCCGAGACAGCUAACCCGCGGAAAUCGUUACCAACAGCGAUCAAGCAGGUCUUCUGGCGCAUUACGAUAUUUUACAUUGUUGCGCUAUUGCUGGUUGGGCUAUUGGUACCUUCUGACGAUAAACGGCUUGUCGGCGGUGAUAAUGUCGCUGACGCGACGGCUAGUCCGUUCGUUAUAGCGAUAGAGAAGGCUGGUACUUCUCUACUUCCGAGUAUAAUGAAUUCUGUCAUCUUGGUGGCAGUGAUAAGUGUUGGGAAUUCCGCGGUUUUUGGAUCAUCAAGAACAUUAGCUGCGUUAGCAGAACAAUCGCAUGCGCCGCAGAUCUUUGCCUACGUGGAUCGACAAGGACGUCCGCUUAUGGCAAUAAUAUUCGCAUCAUGCAUCGGUCUCCUCGCAUUUCUCGCUGAUGUCAGUUUCCACGACUCCAUCUUCAACUGGCUUCUCUCUAUUAGUGCAUUGAGCACUUUAUUUACGUGGGGAAGCAUCUGCUUAUGUUAUAUCCGCUUUCGAAAAGCGUGGUAUUACAACGCACAUACUCUGGAACAACUGCCGUUCAAGUCUCACGUCGGCGUCGCAGGGGCCUGGUUUGCUUUUGUUGGGUAUAUCCUUGUGUUGGCCUCUCAGAUUUGGAUUGCUGUCUCGCCGGUUAAUGAGCCGGGUAUUGACAGGAGUGCCUCGGGACUUACACAGAAUUUCUUUUUGAAGGUUUUGGCGAUACCCAUCAUCUUGUUGUUCUAUUUAUCUCAUAAGGUUUGGUACCGGACGCAGAUUGUGCGUCUGCCUGAUAUGGAUGUUGUCACUGGGCGGAGAUAUUUUCGUGUGCAUGUUAUGGCGGAGCAGGAGCGGGAGGCGCGACAUGGCUGGCCCAAGUGGAAAAAGGUCUAUCGGUUUCUCUGUUGA